AUAUUAUUGAAACUUUGGCAAAAUUUGUUGCAGGCUAUAUCUCUACAAGAUCAUACACAAUCAAGUUUUAUGUUUUAAGAGAGUAUUUUGAGAAUAUUAAUUUUUAAAAAAUACUAUAACCACAUCAUUUUUUUCAGGCUGUGGUUUUACUUUCUCAGCCAAGUCAAGUCUCUACGUUCAUAUGAAGAAGCACAGGACUAAUGGCGAGAGUAAAGAUAGUAAACCAGCUAACAAUACGAGGCAGUCAGAUAACAACGUUGGAAACUCUAAUAACACAAUAAAUUUAUUGGUUAUGAAUCCUUUGGAAUUAUGGCCUGGAUCGGGAACAGAGUUAUAUACUAUAGAAGGAGCUGAUAUUGAUGGCGUUGAGACUCAAGUGAAAUUUCAAAGCUGCGAACCGGAGGACAUUUCUCGGUUGGAGUUGUCGGGAGAGAGUGAUGAUCAAAAUAUAGCAUUCAUUGUUUCUGCUGAAGACGCUGAUAACUUGAACUCCACUGACAUUCUACAGGCUACCAAACAUGAAACACUGACUAAUAACAGCAGUGAAGAGUCCAGUUGUGCCAGGACUUAUCUUAAAUGUCAAGAUUUAUCUUUGAAGAGGUACCGUGUCAAAAAGAAAACGAAGAAAGAGCAGUCAGCUACUGAAAAUCAACCAGCAAUUUCUAAUAGCACAUUGUUGAAUGUGAUGACGCCAGAAUUUUCUGAUGUUCAAGUGGUUUCCGACAUUGUACUCACUACCAGUCUUCUGGGAGGAAGUCAAGAUAAUUUGAUGGGUCUACAAAUGCUGCAGGAUGAGCCUACGAGCAGCAGUACCGGUACAGAUUGGUUUGCAAAUGCAUCAGAUGAUACUUCCAUUGUGUUACCAAGCGGUUCAGGGGAAUAUCAACAAGUAUUCCUUUUAGAAUCUCCUUUGGCUAUUCACUCGUCUGAAUUUGAACCUUCUACAAUCAACUUGAAAGAUCUCGAAUAAUAAUUGGUUUAUCAAAGAAGCAGUUAGAUCAAACAAUGUAGGGAAGCUGGACUUAUCAAUUUCUAUUUUCGAUACAGUAUUAUAAUUUUAAAAUUCAAUCAAACGACGGGUAGGUGGUGUAGCUGGGAAAUUAAUCCAUCAAGGUUAUAUUAUUCUACCUCAAGAAUUGUAACCUAUGUGUUGGAAUAAGUUGAUAAUAUUGGAGAAUUUGAAGAAUCAGAGGUAUCAAUGUUAUCACCAAUUAUUAUUGUAUUUGUAACCUUUUCUUAUAUUUUCUCGUAUCCUUACACACAAUAAGCUUCGGUAGACGUGUGAGGUUCUUUGAACCUUUGGAUUCGUCCCUUCAAAAACCUUUUCUUAUCCUGUCUCAGAACUUUACUUUUACACGAGCAUGUUUUCAGUAAUAUAUUAAAUUUAUAUUGAGUAACAAUGAAGGAAUACUAAGACAGUUUAAAAGUUAAUCUCCAGGUAGAUUGGUACUACAGUACAAAUAAUAUUCUAAACUAAAUAACAUAGAAAAAUGAAGAUUUUUUGUAUCUAUUGUCUCAUUGAAAGCUUGAGCUUAAACAGUAAAAACCAAGUAGGACCAACACGUCAUUAAAGAUAAUGUUGACAAAUACUUGAAAAUUAUUAAAUUUGCCGCUCCAAUCAUAUUGAUUAAUGCAUGAUUUACAACACUCAGCUACCUUCUCUAGUACACUCCACCCUUGCCACUGCUUCGCCGGUUAUUAGUCCAGUCAAUAUAGGCAUAAAAAAGGGGGUUUGCUUCCAAUAUAUUCUAGUUCCGAUUUUUCUAUAUAUUAUUUGGAUACAUGAGAGAAGUCCAGAACCAAUUUCUUCAUGCAAAAUUUCCUUGUGCUAGAUAUGGGGUGGCUCAAAAACCUCGUAUUUUCGGUUCAUUUUCCAGGUUUCAGCUAUUUCGGCCAAAUCCAUUGAUCGGACAGAAAAUUUUUCUUUCACCUUUUUUUAGAUUAAAACAUUCUGAAUGGAAUG
Molecule: messenger RNA, 1963 nt
Organism: Nilaparvata lugens (brown planthopper)
Lineage: Eukaryota; Metazoa; Arthropoda; Insecta; Hemiptera; Delphacidae
Exons: 4
Coding region: 182-970 (262 amino acids)
Source: RefSeq, a predicted model, not a curated record